Aspergillus luchuensis is the source of this 792-nucleotide messenger RNA. It is a transcript of the gene RSM10, whose product is annotated as mitochondrial 37S ribosomal protein uS10m. Lineage: Eukaryota; Fungi; Ascomycota; Eurotiomycetes; Eurotiales; Aspergillaceae. Gene Ontology annotation, cellular component: small ribosomal subunit; ribosome; mitochondrion. Gene Ontology annotation, molecular function: structural constituent of ribosome. The transcript has 5 exons. Gene Ontology annotation, biological process: translation. Bases 1 to 792 code for a protein of 263 amino acids. The record is from RefSeq and is a predicted model, not a curated record.
AUGACAUUAUCCCUCAACCCUCGGCUACUUAAAUGCACUGGCAGGCAGUUCCAGUUACUAGCAGGUUUUAGAGGUUACAGCACUUCCUCUGGGAUAACCCAUAAUGCACCGUCAACGAACGAUACUCUCCCCCAAGCAGGCUCAGCUGAAUCCAGUGCACUGAAAUCGACCGAGACGCAAACGAAACAAUGGAGAGAACGCCUUGAGAGCAUUAAUAAUAAGGCUCGACUUCCCAGGAGCGUUCAAGCUGUGUACCUACGACCCCUCCGGAGGAAGGCCGAAUUUGGCCUGCCAGUUUGUGAUCUUCAGUUGAGAUCUUACAGCGUACGGAACGUCGAAUUUUUCGCCGAUUUUGCUGUGCGGGCGGCUUAUUAUCUGAACCUCCCUGUCUCGGGGCCGGUGCCCCUGCCACGAAUUGUUGAGCGAUGGACCGUUCCUAGAAGUAACUUCGUGCAUAAAAAGAGUCAGGAGAAUUUCGAAAGGAUUACGCUCCGACGCUUGGUACAAAUCAAAGACGGCAACCCUCAGGUUGUACAGACAUGGCUAGCAUUCUUGCGCAAGCAUGCUUUCUACGGAGUCGGCAUGAAAGCAAAUGUUUGGGAACAUGAAAGCCUUGACGUAGCUGCAAACAUGGACAGCACUCUUCCAGAAGUCGAGAAGUCGCUUCAGCCUUACCUUUCACAAUUUGGUCAGCGGCAAGAUGCAACAUCUUGUGACUCGAUUUCGGAUAUCCUGGACAACGAACGAUUCGUUGCAUACAAGGGCCCCCUAACUACAGCACGCAAGGCAUAA